Molecule: messenger RNA, 1006 nt
Organism: Glycine soja
Lineage: Eukaryota; Viridiplantae; Streptophyta; Magnoliopsida; Fabales; Fabaceae
Product: transcription factor bHLH148-like
Exons: 1
Coding region: 204-848 (214 amino acids)
Biological process (GO): regulation of DNA-templated transcription
Molecular function (GO): protein dimerization activity
Source: RefSeq, a predicted model, not a curated record
CAUGGCGAUUGUGAUCCCUUUAUAUGUCUCGUCCACCGUUUCUCUCUCCCUUGAGUUCAACCUCACCUCCCAGGGACAUCUCACCCAUUCACCUUUCUCCUCCACUCUCAUAGCUUUAUUAGCUUUCCUCUCACUCUAAUUCUCUACCCCCAAUCAAUCUCAAAAUUUCCAAUUCUUAUUUUUAAGAAUUGAACAUUCUUCAAAUGGCAUCGUCACCUUCAUCAUCAUCGUCGUCGUCGUCGUCUAUGGUCUCAAAUCCAGUUCCGAACACGGACCGGUCACGUGACGCGAAACGGAGGAAGAAGAAAGCGCAGCUGAGGCAGCAACUACGGCAAGAGGACCAGAGCAAUCCCAAGUGGAAAUCCCAAGCGCAGCAACAAAUCUACUCCUCCAAGCUGCGCCAAGCCUUAGCCAGAGUUAACCUCGGGUCGUCGGCGCCGCCGCGCCGAGGCAAAGCCGUGCGCGACGCCGCCGACAGAGUCCUAGCCGUGACGGCCAAGGGGAGGACGCGCUGGAGCCGAGCCAUCCUCACCAACCGGCUCAAGCUCAAGUUCACAAAACACAAGCGACAGAGAGUUACAAUUACAACACCCCCAACCCGGUCAAAGAAACCCCGGGUCAGCGUUUACCGGCUGAAGGGGAAGGGUUCGCCGGGUGUGCAGAGAAAAGUGAGGUUUCUCGGACGCUUGGUUCCCGGUUGCCGAAAAGAACCGUUACCGGUUAUUUUGGAAGAAGCCAUUGAUUACAUACCCGCGCUUGAGAUGCAGGUUCGAGCCAUGAGCGCUCUCUUUAACCUUCUCUCCGGCGGCGGCGCCGCCUCCACUUCCGCGCCACCUAGCUCGUCAUAGAACACACUUUUGGCUUUAGGCGUUUAUGUAUGUAUACAAUGUAUGCCAUGCCAUAUCAUGUCAUGUGUCUGUCCAUUUUUUUAAUUGUUAUAUUACUAUUGUUUGCCUCGUUUUCUUUCACCCUUGCAACCAAAGAAGCUUUCUUUCUUUCCCUUUAA